Molecule: messenger RNA, 1518 nt
Organism: Parastagonospora nodorum SN15
Lineage: Eukaryota; Fungi; Ascomycota; Dothideomycetes; Pleosporales; Phaeosphaeriaceae
Exons: 4
Coding region: 1-1518 (505 amino acids)
Source: RefSeq, a predicted model, not a curated record
AUGGGCCGCCACAAGACCAAAGACAUCGACUGGCUCGUGAAGCGCAUGAACACGCUGCACGUCGCCGACGACGAUGCAUCUAGCAGCGGCGACCCAACUCAGUCGUUUCGCUUCUUUGCCCUCCCAGCAGAGUUGCGUAUACGCGUGUACGAGCUCCUCCUUGUCUUCCCGAAGACGCUCGAUCUCGACCCCACGAACACGCGCACCAUAGCGCCGCACCUACGACUCUUCACCGUCUCGCAACAAAUGCACAAUGAAGCUUCGCGAGUCUUCUAUGCGCGCAACACAUUCCGAGUGUUUCCGAUACAUGGCCGCUAUAUCAACAAGAAACAUCCGCUGUUAGCGUGGCUCCCACGGAAGUAUCGCAUACACAUCACGAGAUUGGAACUGCGUGUGGGACCUGGUUUCACGUCACCACCCAAGCAUUGGGUGGUAGACAGCCGCUUAGGUCUGGCAGCCACCACGCGCGUAUACAAGCUUCGGAUCUUUGUAGAAAUCGAUCCGUCGUCGCAUCCGUCGUUUGGCGAGUUGCUCGUGGGCCGGACUCAUUACACUGAGUACUGCGUGGGCUUGGUGAGAGCUUUGCUUGCGCAGAUACCGAGUGUGAGUGAGAUUGAGUUUGAUGCCUAUCCUGGUGUCAACAAGUCGAGUCCGCUGCUGAUGGGCUUGAUGGACGAGGCGAAGCUGAACCAGAAGAGAAUCACCUGGGGUGAUGAGCGGGGAUGGGACACGAUUAUCGAUGGCGACUUGGCCGGCGUGCUGCAAAAGCUUGGGAUUGAAGCGUGUCUGCCUGGCGUGGAUGAUGAUCGUGUCGGAGGUGCGGACGUUGAAAGUGCUGUAGACCUUGCAACUGAUGUUGACGGUGGCGUUGAUGGCUCACUGGAUGCUGCAGCUGGCAACCUAACGGGUGUCGGAGCUCUCGAUGUUGUCGGUGGCGUUGAUGGCUCACUGGUUAUAUCGGAUGCUGCAGCUGGCAAUCUAACGGAUGUCGGGACUCUCGAUGUUGGCCGUGGCGUUGAUGGUUCGCUGGUUGUAUCGGACGCUGCAGCUGGCAACCUAAUGGGUGUCGGGGCUCUUGCUGUUGACCUUGCGGGUAGGGUGUUCGAUGCAUCUUCCAUGGCCCGCCUAGAGAUUUGGAUCGUGGACAUGCUGGAUACUGAAGAGCGCGAUGACGAGGUUGAGGAUGAGGUUGAAGUCGAGCGCCUCGACGUUGUGCCUGGUGAAACACACACUCGUGGAUACGACGAAGCGGCUGACCGUUGGUAUCGGACUGGAGCUGGUGCUACCGGCGUUGGAGGCUAUCUCCCUCAGCCGUGGCUCCAGGAAGUCAGGAUCGGGCUCCUGUUCCGCGAGCUCGAUGAGCAGUCUCUGGAACCUCUGGACGUUGGCUUUUGCAAUGAUAUUCCUGCAUUUCCGGCGUUGAGAAGGGGCAUAGCCAAUGCAGCGCCGAUCGUUGCAGAGCUGCAAGACUUCUGUGGGAUCCCAUCCAUGCGACAUGAUGUUCAGGUCGUGAUGUAG